AUGUCAAUCACAUUUUCGGCCAUCAUCGACAAGAUCCGCGGCAUGGCGGCGGCGAACGGCUCGGCCGUGUCGUAUCUCCCGGCCGAGCACCCUGCUAACCUCUUGGACCUGCUCGCCAACCCAAAGGGCCCGAGUCUGGAGAGCGCCUUCCUUCGCGACGGGGACGUCGGUGCCGGCGAUCCUGCUGCACCCGCUGAGCCGGGGCACGGCGCAGCUCAACUUGUCAAACCCGCUGGGCUGCCGGUGCUCGACUACCGCACGGCGUCGAGCCCGGUCGAUCUGGACCUGCACCUGGCCCACAUCAGGUACCUGGGGCGCAUGGCAGGGACGGCGGCGAUGCGGCGGCUCGGCGCGGUCGAGACACAGCCCGGCGGUACGCUGCUUCGGCCGACGCGGACGAGACACAGCCCGGCGGACCAGAUGGUCGUCUCGUACAUGCACCCGUGCUGCACGGCGGCCAUGUUGCCCAAGGGCAAGGGUGGCGUCGUCGGGACUGACCUGCGCGUGUACGGGGCCGACGGACUGCGCGUCGUUGACGCUAGCGUCUUUCCAGUCCUGCCGAGCGCCCAUCUCAGCGCCGCGGCUUAUGCGGUGGCCGAGAAGGCUGCGGAUAUCAUCAUCAGACACUGGUCCGGCUAG
Lasiosphaeria miniovina is the source of this 639-nucleotide messenger RNA. Its product is annotated as GMC oxidoreductase-domain-containing protein. Lineage: Eukaryota; Fungi; Ascomycota; Sordariomycetes; Sordariales; Lasiosphaeriaceae. Bases 1 to 639 code for a protein of 212 amino acids. Gene Ontology annotation, molecular function: flavin adenine dinucleotide binding; oxidoreductase activity, acting on CH-OH group of donors. The transcript is spliced from 4 exons. Gene Ontology annotation, biological process: secondary metabolite biosynthetic process. The record is from RefSeq and is a predicted model, not a curated record.